Molecule: messenger RNA, 522 nt
Organism: Alternaria incomplexa
Lineage: Eukaryota; Fungi; Ascomycota; Dothideomycetes; Pleosporales; Pleosporaceae
Exons: 2
Coding region: 1-522 (173 amino acids)
Source: RefSeq, a predicted model, not a curated record
AUGUCCUGGAAAUCGGUACCCCCCGUAUUGUCAACCUCCCCCUGGCACAUCGCCGCCGUCGAUGCCGAGGGCGCAGCAGUACCAGGAAACCUCGUUCUCUCAGAAUGGGGCACAGUGCACCUCCGCUACGUCGACGUCGAGAAUUUGCCGUAUGAUCAGUGGCACAAACAGAUCCGGUGCUCCAUGAUCGUCGACCAGCGAUACAUCCACACCAGCCACCCGUACUGCCCUCGACCGCAUUCAAUGUAUCUAUGGUGCCGGGACCAGACUGUGCGCGUUGAGCUGGAGGCAAAGGCCCUCGGGAAAGCGAUCAUGAACGACUUGUCCGUGGAAGGUUACACCCGGACACACUACUCUAAAUGGCCGGCCAACAUUCGUGCUGCAGAGUCCGCACCAGCACCAGUCGUCGAAGAGGCCGCCCCGCCUUCAGCGCCAGUCUCAACAGUACUUGAGCGGGCCUUGAUCGUCAACCGGUGGACAAACACUUGCGAUCUUAUACUUAGGCACAUUAUAGACAGUUAG